Molecule: messenger RNA, 6772 nt
Organism: Stegostoma tigrinum
Lineage: Eukaryota; Metazoa; Chordata; Chondrichthyes; Orectolobiformes; Stegostomatidae
Gene: edrf1
Product: erythroid differentiation regulatory factor 1
Exons: 25
Coding region: 261-3995 (1244 amino acids)
Biological process (GO): positive regulation of DNA-templated transcription
Source: RefSeq, a predicted model, not a curated record
GCAGAAGUUUCUGGUGACACUACUGGUGCUUCGCCUCUGCUUGGGGCAAGGGGGUGGGGGGUGCCGGUAGUGACCGUCCCCGGCUGCUGCCGCCACGAGGGUAGGAAAACACUCCCGUUCGCCUUUGUGUUCGACAGCGCCGCGUUUAACCUCGUUUCUUGUCCCACUUGUUUGGUAAUGACUUCUAGAACGUUCUGGGCAAGAAGCCGGUUCAUGUUUUUGCCCGGAGUGGCCCGUCUCCCCCACGCUGCCGAGUAACCAUGGAGGGAAGGGAGUGUGCGGCCGCAGCCAGUGGUUCUGCCCCUCGAAAGGCUGAAGUCAGAGAGAGUAGCAGUAACAGCAGGGAAACUUGUGACUUGAAACAGGAAAACGUUCUUGGAGGUAAUGAGGUGAAAAGUACAGCAGUGGUGAAAUACUCUGCUGCGCCACCUCCUGCAGCAUACGCACGACUUCAAGAGAAAACAGACCUUAAAUUGCCUCCUGCAAAUUGGCUGCGUGGGAUUAGCCAACUUGGACAAAUGGAUGCAACUUCUCUUGGAACAAGCAAAAAGAGCAAGCCAUUUUCCAGCUUUGGAAUGGCAUAUGACUUCAUUGACUGCAUUGGGAAUGAUGUUGAUGUUGUUUCUGAUUCUGAGAACAUAAAAAAGUUACUGAAGAUACCAUACAGCAAAUCACAUGUCAGCAUGGGUGUUCAUCGUGUUGGAAGGACCCUCUUGCUUGAUGAAUUAGAUAUUCAGGAACUGUUUAUGACCUCAUCCCAGACAGGAGACUGGAAUUGGCUAAAAGAAUUAUACCAAAGACUUGUGGAUCCAAAAUGGCAAAGAAAAAAGAAAAGCAGGGAGCAGUUCUAUCAGAAAGCAAUUCUUUCCAAAUUUCUAUACUAUAGUGUCAAUGGAGAUUGUGAAGCUGAACCAGUUCCAACUCCUAUAGCACAACCUGCUGACACUCAGCCCCAGGUAAACCCCAUAGCUGUAGAGGAUUCCUCCUGGCCUGCACCCCUGAGAACAUCUGCUUCCGUCGCUGAAGAUGGAAAUCCUCAGGAACAGGGGAAUGUUCCUCUGGAAGCCACAUAUGUAUUAGAGCAGGUGGCCACUACCCCGAAAGAACAAAAUCUGACUACUUUUUUGAAUGAAGGGGAAAACAGUCAGGGGCUUAAAAAUGAUUUUGUCAGGAAUAUUCUUUGGACGUUUGAAGAUAUUCAUAUGCUUGUGGGUUCAAAUAUGCCUAUUUUUGGUGGUGGAAAAUAUCCAGCUGUAAGCUUAAGACUCAGGGAUAGCAACAAACCAAUUAACAUUCUGACAGGGAUUGACUAUUGGCUUGACAAUUUAAUGUGCAAUGUUCCAGAACUUGUCAUGUGCUUUCACGUUAAUGGGAUUGUACAGAGAUAUGAAAUGAUAAAGACAGAAGAUAUCCCUAAUUUAGAUAAUUCCAGUUUCUCCACUAAAGUGGUAAAAGAUAUUGCUCAGAAUAUUCUCUCAUUUCUAAAGGCAAAUUGUACUAAAGAAGGACAUACGUAUUGGCUCUUUAAAGCAAGUGGAAGUGACAUUGUAAAACUUUAUGAUCUGACGACACUUUGUGAAGAAACAACUGAAGACAAAUAUCAAAAUCCUUUCACCAUGCCUGUUGCUGUCUUACUGUACAAGGUUGCAAGUAACAUGAUGAAGAAGAAAGUUCAGAACAGGAAACAUUAUGGGAUUAUAAGGACCCUCUUGUUAAAUUGUAUUAAACUGCUGGAUAAAGAAAGGCAUCCUCAGUUUGUGCAAAUUAUUGCUUCAGCCAACUACAUGAUCUCAGAGCUUUUCCAACUAGAUGAACCACCAAAACGAGAUGAAAAUGGAUCAAAUCUGAAUGAGAAUUCUGAUAGUUACAGUGAAGAUGAGGAUCUUCCAGAGGACAGUGAUGAAAAUGGUUCUUUCAGCAAUGGCUCUGAACCUUCAGACGAUAGCAAAGCUGUUGCUAUCAUUAAAUCUGUUGGAGAAUUGUCUGUACCUGAGAAGUACAAAUCAAUACACCAGAUAAGGCCCAUCUGUGCGUUUCCAGUUUGUCAUGAUACAGAGGAGCGAUGCAGAGUUGUUCUCAAUUACGUUCUUGAGGGGCUGAAGGCUGUAGAUGGGAGUGUUAAAAAGGAGACUGACCUUCCGGCUGUUGAUCCCAGUAUUCCAAUACCUUUGAAGUAUGCAGACGAAUCUGAAUGCACAGGUCACGAAGCUCUUAAGAAACAAAUUGCUUUGUUUUUGGACAAAGUUGGCCCAGCUCAUAAAACACAUGAACUUCCCAGCCAAUCUGGGAUGAUACCAGAUACAUGGCAAUAUCAAAUGAAAUUGAAUCUAAUCUUUAAAGCUUCAAGAGCUUACUUUGUUCUCUCGGAUGCAGCUACUACUUUGCAAAAGUAUGGUAGAGCGUUAAGAUAUAUUAAACUUUCUCUACAAUCUCUUGAUGCCUAUUGCUGCCUUAUUAACAAUUUGUCACCUGAAGUCCUGUUCUUUCUUAGUCAAUGUUUGACACUAAAUGGUGACAUUCAGUUAAUGUUAGCUCAAAAUGCCAGUAAUAGAGCAGCUUAUCAAGAGGAAUAUAACUACCAAACUAGAGAAGAUCAAGAAAUAUUGCAUAGCCUCCACCGAGAAUCCAGCUGCCAAGCUUUCAGCUGGGCUACAGAGCUUUAUAUGGACUUGGAAUACCAACUUUCAGUUAGCUGCAAAUGUUACGAGGCCGCAACUGAACUGCUUCAUUCCUGUGAUCAAAAUGUUCAUGUUAUCGAGCAACUUACGCAAGUGUUGAAGAGAUUAGGCAACAGCAGAAAUGAGGUUGGAGUUUUUUACAUGAAUCAGGCUGCAACUGUGCAAACUGAAGGAACAGCAAGCAAAGGAAUAACAAUGAUAGAACAAGAGCUAUGGAAGAAAAGCUUUUCUUAUUUUGAAAAGGGUAUUCAAGACUUUGAGACUAUAGAAGAUGAAACUAAUGCUGCCUUAUUGCUUUGCAACACUGGGAGAUUGAUGAGACUUUGUGCUCAGGCACAUGCUCCAACUGGAAGUGAUUCAAAAAGAGGAGAAUAUUCACCUGAGGAAGCCAUGUAUUAUAACAAGGCUGUGGAUUACUAUCUAAAGGCAAUGAGAUCACUUAGCAGAUGGGAAAAACAUCCAGUUGUUUGGGAUUCUGUGAAAUGGGAAUUGUCAACAACCUAUUUUACAAUGGCAACCCUGGAACAAGAUUAUGCUCCAUUAUCAAGAAAAGCUCAGGAACAGAUUGAGAGAGAAGUUGCUGACUCUAUGAUGAAGUCUCUCAAGUACUGUGAUAUACGUACAGAAUCUGCAAGACAACCCUUGUGUCAGUAUCGGGCUGCAACAAUUCAUCAUAGACUUGCCUCCAUGUAUCAUAAUUCUCUUAGAAACCAGGUUGGUGAUGACCAUUUUCGUAAGCAGCAUCGCAGCUUGGCCGAUCUCCAUUACAACAAGGCUGUGAAAUUGUUUCAGUUGCUGAAAGAUGCACCUUGUGAACUGCUGCGUGUUCAGUUAGAACGGGUUGCAUUUUCAGAAUUUCAGAUGGCAAAUCAAAAUAGCAAUGUUUCAAAACUGAAGACUCUUUCAGGAGCACUGGAUAUAAUCAUCAACUCAGAAUAUCCAUUUUUGCUUAUCCAGAGUGAACUUUCCACAGUCCAAGCACUGCAAGGAAAUUGUCAAGCAUGCCAUGAUGGAAAAAUGCCUGAAAAUGAUUCCUCCAGCUUGAACGAAGAAGAGAUCACAAAUCUUGUCAACAUGUUUGAAGCUCGACUUUCUUUCCUGUUGUUUCAACUUAUCAAACUACUGACCUCAAAAAAGAAAAGCAGCGGCGUUGGUGAUGAUCGAAUACUGUUGAAAAACUACAAGCAUGCUUAUUCUACAUUAUUGCGGGCAACAGCUGAUAAGGACACCUCUUUAAUACAGAGAGUGGAAUUGAUACUGAGUUUAUUGAAACAUUUAUCAUCCAGAUCAUCAGUUGAUGAGACUGGAUCUGUGUGAUUAUCAGGUGUUCUCCCACUGUUGUACUCAAAACAUCAUUAUAAAAUCUGAAUUUUGUUUUUCUAUGAUCAUUUUUGAAUGGUGACAGUUUAAGUAACCUGCCAAAAGGCAAAUGAGCAAUCUUCAAAAAGCAUUUAUGAUCUAUGAAUACAUAAAUCUCAAAUCAUUAGAGUUACCAGUGUGAACAGUACUUCAAGAAAUAAUUUGUACCAAUUAAAAGCUGUCUUUGAAGCAAUAAUUUAAUUUACCCAUGAAUGUCAUAUUGACACAAAGGCAAGAAAUUCCCAGAUUCAGACCCUAUUAAGCCAGUUCCAGCCACACUGGCAGUAAAGCUGCUGCUAGUAGCCAAAUUAUCCCUGAGCUGAGGAGGAGGAAAAGCAUUCAUUGUCCCUGCUUUCUAUAGCUUUUCAGUUACCCUUAUCAGAAAUGGAAUAAAUGUGAUGUCUGGUGGUGCUUCAGAUUUGAAUAGUUUCUUGAAAAAUUCUACCUUAGCUUGAGGAAUGGCUAGUUGAUGAGGAACUGAGGAGACCUGUCUGCCAGCAUGGGUCACUGUCACUGAGAGAAAGACAAAAUUGCUAACCAGCAUAAGCUUUGGAUAAUGUUGAAAUGAAGCUGUAAUUUAAAUAUUGUGUAUUAUAAUAUGUAUGCACCUUGCAUUCAAAGGUUUGUCAGUGAGUUUCUACAUGAAGUAAUGGCACAGAAACUGACAAAAUGAAUGACCCUCUUCAGAUUAUGAUUAAUUAAUGGAAAAAGAUAUGUUAAUGGAUUUUUUAAAUGUCCUUAACUUGCAAAACAGUCCAUCACAAGUUGGUACAAGUGGCAAGUUGCAUUUUAGUCACGUGUUAUACAGAAUAUUCAUAUUAAUAGGUGAGCUCGUUUUUUUUCCUGAUGAUAAUGGAUGAAUAGUAAAGAUUUAUUUGUUUUUAAACUCAUUUAUCUAUGGGAAAGUGGAAAUCAGUACUGUGGGGUUAGUUUCAAAGAAAAAAGGUGAACUACAAUUUUUGAAGAUCUACAGAUGUGACCAGUUGAUAGAUAUCACCAUGAUUCUUUACAAUUCUUCUUCAAAUGUGGAAAUUGCUGGGAAAACCAUUAUUUGUUGCCUGUUGCUACUUACUAAGAUGGUAAUAGUGUGGCAUACUGCCGUUGGUGUGAUGAAAUUGCUCCCGCAAUAAGCAGGACAUUUUUGAUCUAGCAACAGUGAAGGAAUGGGGAUAUCUAUAAUUUUAUAUAAAGAGAACUUGGGAUUGAUGGUUCUGUGCACUUGAUGUCUUUGACUUGCCAAUUGGAGGUCAUCAGUUUUCCUGGCAAGUUCCUGCAAAGAAUUAUAUAGAUAAUUCAUCCUGAAUGCUGGAAUUGAACGUGAGUGUACAUUUGAUAUAGUGGGUGAAUUGCUGAUCAUGUGGAAUUUGAUGUAUGAUAUUAAAUCCUCAACUGUUGCAGCUAUAUCUCUGUAGGCAAUUUAACAAUGAAUUGUAUCAUCUAGUCCUGAGGCGUUUUGAAGAGUCAGGACGUAAACCAUUCAUUAUAGAAUACCCAGCCUCUGACCUACUUGAGAUGUUAAUAUAGAUUGUCCAAUCGAGUUUUUGGUUAAGAAUGAUUCCCAGGAUGUUGGUGAAGAACUUGUCUAUGUUAAUGUCAUUCAGUGUCAUGAGAUAGUGAGGCACCCCACCUCGUUGAAAUUGUCUUUGGUAUUUUUGUGGCAUGAAUAUUACUUGCCUGUUAACAGCCCAAGCCUGCAUGUUUUGUGACAGGUCCGCACAGGUUUUUUUUAUUGACACUCUGAGGAUGUAAGGCAGGAAUUAUGCAAAUAUUUAGGUGCACAUUUUUCAUUUUGAUCAUUACUAUUGAUAGCUUUGUGAAAUAAACAUCCAAGGAGUACACUAAAUUUGAAAAUACUUAAUUAUUUAACUCUAUUGCUGUUACAAAUGAUUGGGGGAGAAAGAAAAGGUGUUACAGAUGGUAACAUGCACUCAGAAGGGUAAAUAUCUACAGUUACACAAGCAGAUUGCAUUUUAAUAAAGAAAAUUCAAUAAAUGUCUGCUUUUCACGAUGUACAGUUUGUAUAUUACAUAGUGGCAUUGCAGGAUUUUUGCUAACAAUAUGUAAAAUUUGUAACUAUAAUUGUGUAUAUACUUUUAAAAAUGUGUGCAGUGUUCUCCAGGUAAAUUGGAAUGCAACUUUUUAAAAAAAAGUCAGGGUUCAGUUUACAGAUUACUUCAUGUACUGUCAAUUCAAGAAGUGUGAAGAAUGAAAAAUAUGGAAGCAUGUGCAGAAUCUGCGACUAGUGUGUCUGUGUGAUAACUAGUACUAAAUGAACAAUCUGAUAGUUUUUUUUGUUUAGGUCAGAUUUUAUUCCCUUGUUUUUCUAUGAAGUUUCCAGUGUGUUUUGGGCUGAAUUAGAGAAUGCUAUUCAGUGAAAACAGCUGUUUAUGAAUCCAUCUCAGAAUCUGUCAGCUCUUGUUUUAUAAAAGUGAAAGUCUACUAGCUUUCAUGGGAUAACACAAGCCAUAUUAGAAAUGUUGGAAGUUAAAUGAAGAGGUUGAUUAUAUUAUUUACAGUUUACUGCAAAAGUGUUACAAGAUCUGAAUUUUUUGUAACUUUUAUAAUUUUUCACCUUUCCUGUUCAAUAAGGACAGGUAACUAUAUAUGAGGGCUCUGCAGAGUUUGUUCAGAAAUUCAUUUUGUUGGAAGAAUGUGUUUUUCCUGCUCCAGUAGACACAAGCUAAUACAAUGUGACAUUUUUAAAUAAAAUAUAUUAAUAAAGUAUGAAAACAAUC